Molecule: messenger RNA, 738 nt
Organism: Acanthoscelides obtectus
Lineage: Eukaryota; Metazoa; Arthropoda; Insecta; Coleoptera; Chrysomelidae
Source: the annotation of a GenBank genome assembly
CCGAAGUGUUGGCAACCCUGUUUAGCAAAUUGUAAAUUCUGGAAAACGGAACUUGAUUGAAAUCUGACGUGUAUUAUUUUGUUGAAGUGUUUAACAAACUUAAAUGUGUACUCGCAUUUUCACAAUUACCAGUAAUAAAUAAGAAGCCACAAAACAAGAUGGUUUAUGUAAAUAACGGUGUGGUGGUUGAUAGCCCUCCUUGGAAUAUAAACAGAAUAUUCAAAGUAUUGAAUGGGGUGGUAACAUUCUUCGUAUUAUUCUUCAAAACUAUGGUAGGACUUGACACAGGUAGUUCUGGUAGCAGUUCAAAGAGUUCUGGAGGAGGAAGAGGUACAGGAAGCAGCUGGGGUGGCGGCGGAGGUGGUGGUGGUGGUGGAGGCGGCAGGCCUGGAGGUGGCGGUGGCGGCAGCGGACCACGGUUCAGAUCAAUGCGCGACAUCAACCAACCAACGAUUGGAGGAUGUCCUGGAGGUUCUUGCGGAAUGUAGUCAAUAUUUAUCAGCAAAAUUUUUUACAUUAGUUAAAGUUGGGCGUUUCACCUUGUGUAUUUCGUAGUCCCAUUGUUCAUAUUAUUUUCAAGUCAGUUACAGUUUGAUUGGCGAGAGCAUUCCAAAUAAUAUUACUAAUAAUAUGGGCAGUGGCGGCCACAAGAUUAUCAUAUAUAUAUAUAUUCGAAUUAACUAUAUUAUAUAGUAUGAAAGCUUGGUUCAUAGAAAAAUAGACGGUUUUCCAGAAGAA